UUCAUUACUCAGCCUUUUGUCCAUGGCGUUUUAGGUGGAGGUUACGGUGGUGGCUACGGUGGCGGAUAUGGAGCUCCUCCUCCUUAUGGUGGGCCAGGCUACGAUGUCGCGCAAAGUCCGCUGGAUGCUGAAGUUCAGGUUGUGAUACGAGAAAUCCACAAUGAGAUUGGUAUGUUCGACGCUUCAGGGGAAUAUGGUGAACAGUUCAAGAAUGCUCGCCGGCUUUUGGCAGCAGAAGCCGAUAAGUUGGAAAACAACAUUGAUCCUGAAUGGCUCGAAGUGGAUAUUCCGAAACCAAUCAAGGUCACCAAAAAAGUUCUGAUUCCAAACUUCCGUCAUCCUAGGUUCAAUUUUGUUGGAAAAAUUCUUGGACCAAAGGGUGCAUCACUGCAAGCUAUGGCUAAGCAACAUAAGUGCCACAUUUAUGUGUUGGGUCGCGGUUCCACAAAGGACAGAAAUAAGGAACAAGAGCUUCUUAAUUCUGGUGAUCCACAGUAUGCCCACUACGGUGGUCCACUUCAUGUUAAGGUCGAGACCAUUGCUCCUGCUCACAUUGCUUAUCAGAGGGUUGCUGGAGUACUAGAGGAAUUAAAUCGUAUUCUGCAACCGGUUCGUGAAGACACCACUCCUGGUCACCUUAAGGAAAGUGAAAACGGCAAUGGUGGUCCUUCAGAAGGUGGCGAAGGCAAGGAAGGCGGUGUGUUUUACAUUAUGCAUAGUGCAUUCACACACCAAGCAAUUUUUGCCAUUAGCUUAAUGUUCGCAAGCUCAGAAGGUGAUAAGCAGCAAAAUUCGUUUGCUGGGGGACGUGGUGGAUUUGCUGAUCGUGGUCGUGGAGGUCGUGGUGGCAUUCGCGGUGGAUUUCGCGGACGCGGAGGGCCUGCAGGAAGACCAAGAGGGUGA
Molecule: messenger RNA, 903 nt
Organism: Angiostrongylus costaricensis
Lineage: Eukaryota; Metazoa; Nematoda; Chromadorea; Rhabditida; Metastrongylidae
Source: the annotation of a GenBank genome assembly